Messenger RNA from Bombina bombina (fire-bellied toad), 570 nucleotides. RefSeq lists its product as uncharacterized. The transcript has a single exon. NCBI's taxonomy places the organism in Eukaryota, Metazoa, Chordata, Amphibia, Anura, Bombinatoridae. The record is from RefSeq and is a predicted model, not a curated record. Bases 1 to 570 code for a protein of 189 amino acids.
AUGUCUUCAGAGAUCUUCUGGAUACCCUUCUUGUGGUAUAUCUGGAUGACAUCCUCAUCUUCUCUUUUUCAUUGGCCGCACACGAAACAUGUAAAGAUCAUUCUUGCCAAUCUGAGACGGCACCAUUUAUACAGAAAACUUAAGGAAUGCACCUUUGAAGUGGACACCAUUGAAUUCUUGGGGAAAAUUCUAUCACCAGGGCUCAUAAAGAUGGACCCAGAGAAAAUACAGACCUUUAUCGACUGGCCUGUGCCCAAGAGCAAAUGUAUGGUGCACCAAUUCAUGGGCUUCGCUAACUUCUACAGAAGGUUAAUCUGUGGGUUCUCCUCCAUAUGUAUUCCUAUCACAGCCCUGACCAAAACAGGCUCCUCUUUCACCUGGACUCCGGCUGCACAACAUGCUUUUGACCACCUGAAGGAACUAUUCACGCAAGCUCCAGUCCUCAUACAACCAGACGUAGCAAAUGCCUUUUAUCUGGAGAGACACCUCCGAAUCAGCACUUGGAGCUAUCCUUUUGCAGAAAACAGGAGAGAAAGACCUGCUCCAUCCAGUAGCCAACUAGCUGACUAG